AUGUUACACUUACCCCAGAAAGCGUUGGUCACAGGUGCUUCAAAAGGUUUAGGCUGGGCAAUUGCUCAAAAGCUUGCCUUGAAGGGAUGCUCCGUUACAUUACUAUCUAGAAAUGAGGCAUUAUUAAAGAAAAAUGUUGAAAGACUUCCAAAGGUGCACUCUUCACAAGUUCAUGGAUUUAUACCGUUUGACCUUGCACAGUUGAUAAAACCAGAUUUAGGCGAAGAAGACAUGAAUAACAUCUUGAAAGAAUUAAAGGACAUAUCUAUUUUGGUCAAUUGUGCUGGUGUGACAAGUCAUUACUUAUUGCCAAGGAUGGAGACCAGAAUGAUCGACCUCAUCAUUGGUUUGAACUUAACUGCUCCAAUAAUAUUAAGCAAAUUAGCAUAUAAACCUAUGAUUGCAACUUACAAGAAAAACAGUCAAUCAUCCAGCAUUUCAAAACCCCAGAUUUUGAACAUAUCCUCUAUAUUAUCAUUCACUGGCUUGACAGUUCCAGGAACUGCUGUCUACGCAGCAACAAAAGCGGGAUUGCUUGGUUUUACAGAGUCUUUAUCGGCAGAGUUUAAAGGAAGUAUACGUGUAAACGCUAUCUUACCUGCUUUAAUAGAGGAAACUGAUAUGGGAAAGACCGCAAAGAGUAGUGAUAAGAUCCCCAAGAUUACAUUAGCACAAGCUGUAAACAAGAUAAUUGAAGUACUUGAGGACGAGUCACUCGAUGGAAAAUGUAUUUCUAUUGUUGGAGACGAGUCUAGAAUCCUAAAAUGUCAAUGA
This is a messenger RNA of Priceomyces carsonii, 774 nucleotides long. Its product is annotated as 3-oxoacyl-[acyl-carrier-protein] reductase (NADPH). Gene Ontology annotation, molecular function: oxidoreductase activity, acting on the CH-OH group of donors, NAD or NADP as acceptor. The coding region runs from base 1 to 774 and encodes 257 amino acids. The transcript has a single exon. The record is from RefSeq and is a predicted model, not a curated record. Lineage: Eukaryota; Fungi; Ascomycota; Pichiomycetes; Serinales; Debaryomycetaceae.